AUGAAUGAACUAGAACAGAGUUUGCGCCGGUUUCGGGUGUGUAAACCAGUUCCGUUGUUGUUGUUGUUGUUGUUGUUGUUGUUGUUGUUGUUGUUGUUGUUGUUGUUGUUGUUGUUGUUGUUGUUGUUGUUGUUGUUGUUGUUGUUGUUGUUGUUGUUGUUGUUGUUGUUGUUGUUGUUGUUGUUGUUGUUUUUGUUUUGUUUUGUUUUGUUUUUUUUUUUUUUAAUUAUCGCCCCCCUCGAACAGGUUUUUUAA
This is a messenger RNA of Closterium sp. Yama58-4, 255 nucleotides long. NCBI's taxonomy places the organism in Eukaryota, Viridiplantae, Streptophyta, Zygnematophyceae, Desmidiales, Closteriaceae. The record is from the annotation of a GenBank genome assembly.